Messenger RNA from Polistes dominula (European paper wasp), 1445 nucleotides. RefSeq names its product protein lethal(2)essential for life-like. NCBI's taxonomy places the organism in Eukaryota, Metazoa, Arthropoda, Insecta, Hymenoptera, Vespidae. The record is from RefSeq and is a predicted model, not a curated record.
UUUAAAUUUUGUCUCCUUGACACAACUAACGCGAGCGAUUACGAAGUUAACGAUGCAUAAACAAUAAAACAAAGAAAAUAAUCGAAAAUUUACAAAUUGAAAUAAAAAAAUAAAUAAUAAAUAAAAACAAAAACACACAUGCACCAAGGCAACAUCAAUUAAUAAUCCAAUUUCAUGUUGGUUUCAGAAAAAAAGAGGUACGCACGUCCUUAUGUAUAAUACAAAAAAAAACGUCGAAUUUCCUAAUUCCUUACGUGGCAUUUUGACGUUUCUUGAAAUUUCCAUAAGUUCUUAUCCCCACUACUGAUAAGAACCGUUGUCGAUAAAUACCGCCGUGCAUGAGGACAAUCCUUCAGUUGUAAAAUAUAUACGAGAUAAGAAUAAAGAAAAGCAAGAAAAUUCACUGCUGCUAUUUACGUGGUUUAAAUAUCAAGAGCGUGUGAAAGUUUUCAAGACAAACGAGAAGAAAGAGCACAAGAAAGAGAAAAAUUAUACAAAUUUAAGAAGAAGAAAGAAAGAAAGAAAGAAGAAAAACAAUAAUUAUGAUAUUGCUACCACUUUUAUUCUCUUCUUUGUUGACGGACAUAGAUCAGUCUCAAAAGCUGAUAGAUAACAAUUUAGAGAAUGACUUGUUUCCUGAAAUAAACAGCUUAUAUCCGUUUUCACCUUUUGCCAAUGCUCUUCUUAACGGACCAUGGUUUGAAUUUUUGAAUCAAGAUAAACAUACCUCCAGCGUAACCACUGAUGAACAUAACUUCAAGAUCGUCCUGGAUGUAAAAGAAUUCAAACCUAAUGAAAUCAAAGUCAAAGUCGCUGAUGGAUACAUCAUCGUUGAGGGUCAGCAUGAAGAAAAGAAGGACAAAGAUGGUUUCGUCUCUAGACAAUUCGUCCGUAGAUAUUUGUUACCAUAUCAAGCAGAGACCGAUAAAAUUACUUCCAAGAUAUCAACUGAUAGAAUAUUAACCAUUAUAGCACCUUUAAAUAAGAAUCUGGAAAAACCAACUGAAAAAACAAUUAAAAUUGAACUUAGUGACAAACCAGCUGUUACACAGAAAGAUAACGAUAAGAAAGUAACAGUGAAUAGUAAUCAUGAAGAAGGUACGACUCCAAAGGAUACAAUCCAUGUAUCUAAUACUGCUGCAAAGAGUACAAUCCAUGUGUCAAGCACCACUCCAAAGAGUACAACCCAUGCGUUAGGCACUACUCCAAAGGAUACAAUCCAUUCGUCAAGCACUACUUCAAAGGAUACAAUUCAUUCGUCAAAUACUACUUCAAAGCAAUAAAAUUUUUCUAAUAGUUUGUAAAGAUUUUAUGCCAUUUCUCUCAAAAAAUUAUGAUUUGUACAUGUUGAAUCUGUUUCAAAUUCCGUCCUAUCUUUCAUUGUAUUUUUGAACAUUGUAAAUUUUAGAUAAAUAUUGUUAAUAAAUGAAAUUUAUUUAUUGCUA